AUGUUGGAGAUUUUGAAUAUUUAGACUUAAGUUAUUGCUCAUAGUUAUCUUUUCUAAUCACAAAGGUAUUUAUUUGUUCCCAUUGAAUAGUAGUGUAGGUAGAUUUGUCUCAAAUAGGAGCCUUCUUACUUUUCUUCAUACUUCCCCUCUCAGUCAUUCAUAUUCCGAGUUAUUAAAAUUUUACCACUCUCUAAAUCUUAAUAGUACUGGGUCAACAUUUUCUUUGUUGAUUAAUUCCAUUCAGCAAAGUUGCACCGAAAAGAGGAGAGGUGAUGAAUAUGAGACAAAUCCUGGCACAAAGUCAUCUUAUAAAAUUUAUAAAAUGACUCAUGUGGAAGCUAUCAAAAUAAUAAAUAACACCCACAUGAUCAAGAAAGAUGGAUUCUUAAGCCAACAAAGCCUUUAUAUUCUCUUUAAAAUUUAUGAUAAUUUGUUUAUCUACGAUACUUUGACCAAAGGUAAGAUGAAGUUUAAAAGUGGAGUGUAAUAGGGAUCACAACUAAACCCGUUUCUUUAUAACAGAUUCUUUGAUCAUUUUUAUCAAUACCUAGAAGUGUGGCUAACAGUAGAGGGAAAUCAGAAAUAUCAAAUAGAAGCCACUAAGAAAAUAACUAUUCAAAAGCAGCUUAAUUAUGUUUGGUUCGUAGUAUCACACCCUUUAGACUUUUAACUAGGCUGUGUAUUUUCUAUUUUAUAUUUCAUAUCAGAUACCUCAAUUUAGCUAUUUGGAUUUAGAAGAUGUCACAAGAGCUUCAGAAAUAAUAUCCUUAACGGGUUACUAGGGUUACUAUAAAAUGAUUGCAGAGAAGAUGGGUACAACAACAGAUAACUGGAAACCUGUUUAUUUAGGAAAAACUACUUUGAGUAGAAGGAUUUUAAAAAGAGCUCAAUAGUAAAAUCCAUUAGUGAUGCUUUGA
This is a messenger RNA of Paramecium octaurelia, 917 nucleotides long. The record is from the annotation of a GenBank genome assembly. NCBI's taxonomy places the organism in Eukaryota, Ciliophora, Oligohymenophorea, Peniculida, Parameciidae.